Molecule: messenger RNA, 2422 nt
Organism: Pungitius pungitius (ninespine stickleback)
Lineage: Eukaryota; Metazoa; Chordata; Actinopteri; Perciformes; Gasterosteidae
Gene: hsc70
Product: heat shock cognate 70
Exons: 9
Coding region: 185-2122 (645 amino acids)
Cellular component (GO): nucleus; plasma membrane; cytosol
Molecular function (GO): ATP-dependent protein folding chaperone; ATP binding
Source: RefSeq, a predicted model, not a curated record
CACUCGUCCUUUUAGUCCGCCCGCCAGGAGAGGGAAAGGAGCUCUAGAUAGAAUGAGAUGAAAUAGAGAGUAUUAAUCCGAAGGAAAGUCACGUGUCAGUUUCCUUUAGCAUUAAGAGAUUCUUUAAACUUGAGAGAGUUGUGUGCGAGGCUUAAACUCAGUCUUGAACUUCUGACAGCACAAGAUGUCUAAAGGACCAGCAGUCGGCAUUGAUCUGGGAACCACAUAUUCCUGCGUGGGCAUCUUCCAGCAUGGUAAAGUGGAAAUCAUUGCUAAUGACCAAGGAAACAGGACCACGCCAAGCUAUGUGGCCUUCACAGACACUGAGAGAUUGAUUGGGGACGCUGCCAAGAACCAGGUGGCCAUGAACCCAACCAACACUGUAUUUGAUGCCAAGCGUCUAAUUGGUCGUAAGUUUGACGAUCCUGUGGUGCAGUCAGACAUGAAGUACUGGCCCUUCAAGGUUGUGAAUGAUUCAGCCAAACCUAAGGUGGAGGUUGAAUACAAGGGUGAGAUAAAGACCUUCUACCCUGAGGAGGUGUCCUCGAUGAUCCUAACCAAGAUGAAGGAGAUCUCUGAGGCUUAUCUCGGGAAGACGGUCACCAAUGCAGUUAUCACAGUUCCUGCUUACUUCAAUGACUCCCAGCGCCAAGCCACCAAAGAUGCCGGAACCAUUGCCGGUCUUAAUGUGCUGCGUAUCAUCAAUGAGCCCACUGCUGCAGCCAUCGCUUAUGGCCUGGACAAAAAGGUUGGCGGUGAACGUAAUGUCCUGAUCUUUGACCUUGGAGGUGGUACUUUUGAUGUGUCAAUCCUUACUAUUGAAGAUGGCAUCUUUGAAGUCAAAUCCACAGCCGGGGACACCCACUUGGGGGGUGAGGACUUUGACAACCGCAUGGUUAACCACUUCAUAGCUGAGUUUAAACGCAAGUUCAAAAAGGAAAUCAACAACAACAAGCGAGCUGUGCGUCGUCUACGCACAGCUUGUGAACGUGCCAAGCGCACCCUCUCCAGCAGCACUCAGGCCAGCAUUGAGAUAGAUUCCCUCUACGAGGGAGUCGAUUUUUACACCUCCAUUACCAGAGCCCGUUUUGAAGAGCUCAAUGCAGAGCUGUUCCGUGGGACCCUCGAGCCUGUGGAGAAGGCCUUGAGGGAUGCCAAGAUGGACAAGGCCCAGAUCCAUGACAUUGUACUGGUGGGUGGCUCCACACGUAUCCCCAAGAUUCAAAAGCUGCUGCAAGACUUAUUCAAUGGCCGUGACCUCAACAAGAGCAUCAAUCCUGAUGAAGCAGUGGCCUAUGGUGCAGCUGUGCAGGCAGCCAUUUUGGCUGGUGAUAAGUCUGAGAAUGUGCAGGACCUGCUCCUGCUGGAUGUCACACCCCUGUCCCUGGGAAUUGAGACCGCUGGAGGAGUAAUGACUGUUCUUAUCAAAAGGAACACAACCAUUCCCACCAAGCAAACCCAGACCUUCACCACCUACUCAGACAACCAGCCUGGUGUGCUUAUUCAGGUUUAUGAAGGGGAGAGAGCCAUGACCAAGGACAAUAACAGCCUGGGCAGAUUUGAGCUGACCGGUAUUCCACCCUCUCCCAGAGGUGUCCCUCAGAUUGAGGUCACCUUUGACAUUGACGCCAACGGCAUUUUGAAUGUGUCUGCAGUAGACAAAAGCACUGGAAAAGAAAACAAGAUCACCAUCACAAAUGAUAAAGGGCGGUUGAGUAAGGAGGACAUUGAGCAGAUGGUACAAGAGGCAGAACAGUUCAGAUCUGAAGACGAGGCCCAGAGAGAGAAGGUCACUGCCAAGAACUCCUUGGAGUCUCUGGCCUUCAACAUGAAGAGCACAGUGGAGGACGAAAAGCUCCAAGACAAGAUAAGCCCUGAGGACAAAAAGUCCAUUGUAGACAAGUGCAAUGAAGUAAUUUCCUGGCUGGACAGGAACCAGACGGCAGAGAAGGAUGAGUAUGAACACCAGCAGAAGGAACUGGAGAAGGUGUGCAACCCCAUCAUCUCCAAGCUGUACCAGGGUAGCACGCCGGGAGGGAUGCCAGGAGGGAUGCCCGGUGGAUUCCCUGGUGGAGCUGGAGGCGGCUCCUCCUCUGGCCCAACUAUCGAGGAAGUCGACUGAAGACUAUGCUGACAGUGCUUUUAUCUCAAAUUCCAACAUGCACGUACUGCCUUAAAGCUAUUUACUUAGCCAGAAUCGACAUGCAAUAAAUAUGUACUGAUCACAGGCUUGUUAUGUUAUACACAUUGUGUCAUCAACAUCAUGUUUGUUCACAAAAUUCUAUUUCUAAAAAACUAAAUCAGACACGCAUUUAAAAUAUUCAGUCACAUAAGACAUAGUCAGAAACUGGCUGUUGUUUAUUAUUUUGGUCAGCUGUGAUAUUUUGCAUGAGGUAUUCGAACAUUAAAUCAAUGAACAUCA